UCAGCGUCACUUGCAAGAGCAGGGCGUAUCGUUGUGUCCACACCAUCUCUCAAAGUAGCCUAUUCCCCAUCGCCUACUACUCCCGCACCCCCUUCGCCACCCCUGCGCUUCACCAUUCCAUUCCCCUCUCCUCCCUGCUGGUGCUCCUCCGUCGCUGCUGCUUAGCAUUGUUGCCGCGGGGGCAUCAACAACCAUCCUCUCUGCCACAAUGGCGCACGCUGCUGCAUGCCUCCAGGCCUCCUCUGCUGCUCACGUAGCAGUCAGUCGUGCCGUCUCUGCCCCCUCCUCCUCCUCCUCCGACACCUCCGUCUUCUUCUCCGGCCUCCGCCUCCCCGCUUUGCAAUGCCGCUCCUCCAGCUCCCAUCGCGCUGCUUUCUCGCAGCGCCGUGUUUUCACUGCUGCUCUCACCGAGCAAGCCAGUAAGGUGGCCUUGACCGCCGACCUCGAGGGCGAGCCCGAGCCUCCGAUGCAUUUGUUUAAGAACAAGGAGCCAUUCAUCGGCACUGUCAAGUCCGUGGAGCGCAUUGUUGGCCCCAACGCCACCGGUGAGACAUGCCACAUCGUGAUCGACCACGGCGGCCAGAUGCCCUACUGGGAGGGGCAGAGUUACGGGAUCAUCCCCCCCGGCGAGAACCCCAAGAAGCCCGGCCAGCCCAACACCGUGCGGUUAUACUCCAUCGCAUCAACUAGGUACGGUGAUGAAUUCGACGGCAAGACCGCCAGCCUUUGCGUGCGCAGGGCUGUGUAUUGGUGCCCAGAAUUGCAGGCCGAGGACCCUGCCAAGAAGGGAAUUUGCAGCAACUUCUUGUGCGACUGCAAGCCCGGCGACAAGGUGCAGAUCACCGGACCAUCUGGAAAGGUAAUGUUGUUGCCCGAGUCGGACCCUAACGCGACCCACAUUAUGGUUGCCACCGGUACCGGGAUUGCCCCCUACAGAGGAUUUUUGAGGCGUAUGUUCAUGGAGGACGUGCCGACGUUCAAAUUCGGCGGGCUUGCGUGGCUGUUCCUGGGUGUGGCGAACUCGGACAGUCUUCUGUACCACGACGAGUUCACCAAGUACAAGGAGGCCUUCCCAGAGAACUUCAGGUACGACACUGCGCUGAGCCGUGAGGAGAAGAACAGCAAGGGAGGAAAGAUGUACGUGCAGGACAAGAUCGAGGAGUACAGCGAGGAGCUGUUCAAUUUGCUGGACAAGGGCGCGCACAUCUACUUCUGCGGUCUGAGGGGCAUGAUGCCCGGAAUCCAGGACACCUUGAAGAGAGUCGCAGAGGCUCGGGGUGAGAAUUGGGAAGAGAAGCUCGCUAAGCUGAAGAAGAACAAGCAGUGGCACGUCGAGGUGUACUGAGGUCGCAUUGACGCUAGUCCAAAAAGGGGGACUCAAUCAGCAGGAAACUUGUCUACAGUGUCCUCCCUGGAGCGAUGACCUAGAGAACGAUGCGAUCUUAGGAGUAGGCUAUCAGAUUGUGGCCUUUCUUUUGAAGGUCUUUGCAGGUGUUUUGUUAUUUCUAGGGUAUGUAAUCUUUGUAUCAUUUGUCGAAUUUAUGCCACUAGUGGCAUCUGUGUCAGAUAGCAUGUCUACCGUUUGUGUAUCGAAUGGAAGGUGCCUCUCUGCGCUCGAAAGUUAUCUUCACUUUUUUAAGCAUGAUAUAUCGAUGGAGCAUUAUUCUUUAUUUUAGAUAAGUAACAAGCUCAGAAGAUCCAGGAUUUUUCUUUGACGCUUAA
Messenger RNA from Physcomitrium patens, 1722 nucleotides. RefSeq names its product ferredoxin--NADP reductase, embryo isozyme, chloroplastic. Lineage: Eukaryota; Viridiplantae; Streptophyta; Bryopsida; Funariales; Funariaceae. Gene Ontology annotation, molecular function: oxidoreductase activity. The record is from RefSeq and is a predicted model, not a curated record.